AUGUACACCAUACUCUUCCUCCCCCUUCUCACCCUCCUAUCAACUCUCACUCUAACAACCGCCCUCCCACCCCGUCCAAAAUCCAAGUACCCCCUCCCCUACCACCACCCCAUCGCCCGCAGCACCUGCCCGACCACCCACCUCCCAACCACCGCCCAAUACCAAUCGGCGCUAUCAUCCUACUGCGCACACUUCCCCGACUCCCUAACCCCACAAAAGCCUCUCGUAUACACGUACGAGCUCACCGACGGGCGCGGGUACCCGAUCAAGUGGAUCCUCAGCACCACGUGGGACGACAAUGGGAACCGGGCGAACGGCGGCAGCGAGGGCGUUAUGACGGUUCAGCAGGAUAGUUGCGAGGAAUGGUUUAGGGCGUUGGAAAAUGCUUGUGAGGGGGGACUUAUGCAGGGGGGGAAGACCAAUGUGUUGGAGGGGAGGGUCAAGGGGGCGAAGGUUUGGGUGGAGACGAGGCAGAUGAAUGGGGAUUCGUUUGUGCCGCCACAGGAGUAG
Molecule: messenger RNA, 510 nt
Organism: Pyrenophora tritici-repentis Pt-1C-BFP
Lineage: Eukaryota; Fungi; Ascomycota; Dothideomycetes; Pleosporales; Pleosporaceae
Source: RefSeq, a predicted model, not a curated record